Messenger RNA from Chiroxiphia lanceolata (lance-tailed manakin), 2298 nucleotides. It is a transcript of the gene TNFAIP8, whose product is annotated as TNF alpha induced protein 8. The transcript is spliced from 2 exons. Gene Ontology annotation, molecular function: cysteine-type endopeptidase inhibitor activity involved in apoptotic process. Gene Ontology annotation, cellular component: cytoplasm. Gene Ontology annotation, biological process: regulation of apoptotic process. The record is from RefSeq and is a predicted model, not a curated record. Lineage: Eukaryota; Metazoa; Chordata; Aves; Passeriformes; Pipridae. Bases 404 to 970 code for a protein of 188 amino acids.
CCUCUCAAGUCACAGGACCCUUCUUCUCCCUCCCUUUCUGCAAACUGUUACAGUUGGCAGUAACAGCCAUCAGUGUUGCACUGCUUGCUCAGCGGUGCAAUUUCCUUUCAGCUCUCUCUUCGAGGAAGUGAAACCACUGUGAUGUAUUUUUACAUUUGGAGGUGCCAGAGCAAAAUGGAGCACUGCAGGCGGGAGAGAAAGGUAGCUGAGAAGAGCUGCUGUUACGGCAAAGGGGAAAAACCCAUAUGCACUCUAUGAUAGCUUCUGACAGUGUUUCAAAGCGCAUGAUAAAGCGUGCAGUGGAUUUACUGGAAUAAAUAAGCCAUAGGCAAGUCUUCACCUUGGGUAUUUUGCUUCUCUUUCUGCUGUCAGCAUUAACAACUGCAAUUACUUUAGAUGAACAAUGGCCACAGAUGUCUUCAACUCCAAAAGUCUGGCCAUUCAGGCCCAGAAGAAGAUCCUUGGAAAAAUGGUGUCCAAAUCAAUCGCAACUACUUUGAUCGAUGAUACCAGCAGUGAUGUUUUAGAUGAGCUUUACAGAGUAACAAAGGAAUAUACACAAAAUAAAAAGGAAGCAGAGAAGAUCAUCAAAAACCUCAUUAAAAUAGUCCUCAAAUUGGCAAUUCUCUACAGGAACAACCAAUUUAAUCAGGAUGAAAUAGCACUGAUGGAGAAAUUCAAGAAGAAGGUUCAUCAGCUGGCUAAGACCGUGGUCAGUUUCCAUCAGGUGGAUUAUACCUUUGACAGGAACUUUUUGUCCAAACUGUUAAAUGAUUGCAGAGAGCUACUUCAUGAAAUCAUUCAGCGUCACCUAACUGCAAAGUCACACGGACGUGUCAAUAACGUGUUUGAUCACUUCUCUGAUUGUGAAUUUUUGGCUGCCUUGUACAAUCCCUUUGGACCUUAUAAACACCAUUUGCAGAAGCUUUGUGAUGGGGUCAACAAAAUGCUAGAUGAGGGGAACAUAUAAGUACUUGUAUUAGAGGUGACUGCCCAUGAAUUAUUUGUAGAUGGAACACUGUUGAUUUAUGAAGGAAUAAGGGAGCAUGCAAAGAGGGUUUUUUUACAUAUUGACAAAUAUUUCCAAAUAUCUUUAUUAAUUGAUUUCUUACUACAAACUAUGUGUUGCUAUUCACAGUCCAUCUGGAAGAAAGACUAUACAGGACUAUUUUUACUAUGCUUUGCCUAUGGAAACAGCUUGAUAAAGGCAAUCAAACAGAAUGAUCCAAGUAGAGUAAGAGUCUUGCAAGAUAGAUACACAAACCAAAACAAUAUGCUGUCAGACAAUCAGCGUCUUUCAUAGAUUUACAGAAUUAAUUCUAAACUAUCAGAGUCCAGUAAUGUUGGUAACAGACUAUCCUGGUGAUGGUACACUCUGUAAUUUUUUUCACUUGUAAAAUAGAUGUAUUUGAUUCAUUUAUAGUCUUUUGUGCUCUCUGCACAGAUCAUAGCUUCCUAGUAUUGCCAUUAUGAAGCACUGAAUUUAAAUAAUAUCAGUGAUGCUGUCACAUAGAGUCUUAACAGCAGGCUGGUGCAUCGCCAGCUCAGAGAUGAAAAAUUCCUGUCUGGAAAGAAGGAUCUGCCAAAUGUAGAUCCUUAUAGACCUGCACAGAUGCUUGCUUACUUUGAUUAUAUGGGGAUUAUUUGAGUUAUAAGCUACAGUAAAAUAGCCGAACUGGGGAAAAGUAUUCCCUAGAAACCACCUGCAGUACCAAAUUUUAACUCUGCCUGUGAUAAGGUAAAACACAGUGACUUCUCUGUGCAGUUCCUUGAGAUAUUUAGAAUUCUGCUACUAGAAUCAUAGAAUCAAUCAUUUGGGUUGGAAGGGUCACAAUUCUUUUUGGAAAGGUGUGAGUCAGUAUAUUUUAUAUGCUAGUCUGAUGUGUAUAAUGAUGUGAAUUGACUAAGGUUGAUCAUCCAGAAAUCCAGCCAAUUUGCUUUCUGUACAAUGCAACUAGAAACAGAAAUUAGUUUUAUCAUUGUGUUAUAUACUAUUUAACUAAUGGAAAAAUGGAAUUUUGAAUAAAUUUUUUUCUUUUUUUCUCACUUCCUACUUUUUAUCCUUCUUUUUCUCCUUCAUCUUCUCUCUGCCUUGACAUUGGGGAUAAAAAAAUGUGACUUUCUAGACACUGUAAUGUACUUUAGAGCAUGAAGUUAAUACAUUUCAAACAGCCGAAGACUUUUUGUUAGGAAGCAUAUACAGAAUUUGCUGUUUAUUUAAUUGCCAGUGUUUUUGCUGUUUGCUGUGUCCUUUUGUUUUAAUGAGUAAACCAAAGAAUAUUUGCACUCCAAAAUUUU